AUGCAAUCUCCCCACCCCGAUGAACGACCCCCCAAGAAGCGCCGUUUCUUCGAAGAAGACUCUUCGCCUGUACAAGUUCGUACAAAGCCCGCUGACCUCCCUCUAUCGUCGUCGCCGCCAUCACAGCCGCAGGACCCCAGAGCGCCACCGGCCGAGGAACAUGGCAAUGGAGGGGACACAGACUUUGGCGCUUUCGAUGUUGAAAUGCUCCAGGCUGUCGUUGGAGAACUUUCCAAUGCGACGUUGCAAAAGCUAAAGGAUGUCAGCGGAAGUGACGUACAGCGAGCCAUCAACCUCUAUUUAGAUGGCUCUUGGAGUACCAUGCCCUCAAGGCCCCCCGCACCGAUUUUCCAGUCUCGUCCGCAGUCUGUUCAGAUGACGAUAGCGAGUUCGCUCAAACGUACCGAGUCCGACGUUUCAAUCGCCUCCACUCUUGCAUCGGGCUCUUGCACACCCCAAUUAAUACGCGAAAUGCCGAGUAAACGGUACAUUGGCUCGUUUGGUGCUGCUGCAUGGGCAACCAAGAGCGGGACUGGCCUUCUCAAGCACGAUGAGAAGGUUCGGAUCGAGCGCAUCAAGCCACAGCCUCGACUAAACAAGGCUAAGAAGGUCAUUCAGCUCAAGAAGCCGGAUAUUGUAGUGCGCUUUACAAACGAAAGAGGAGAGGAGGUAGGAAGACUGGACAACGAUACUGCGACAUGGGUAUCUGUCCUACUAGACCAGAACGUGUGCUCGUUUGAAGGCUCUGUUGUCUACACCCCGGAAAAGCUGCGGACAGGAGAUACCAUCUACCUGCAACUCCGAGGCUAUUUCCUGCGAACGGCAUUCGACAUCAGGAAGUUCGCAAAACCGGACAACAAUCGCGAGAUCAAUUUGUUCGAGGAAAAGGAAUCUUCCGACGAACGGGAUCUUCGAUUGCGGCAGGUCGGCCUGGUCAAGUUAUUCGAGGCUAUCAGUCUCCAGCCCACACAUGAGAACGAGACAACAGCAAAACACAAGAGACAGGGGCUUUUACAAGCCGCAGAGACCGACGAAAAGAAAGGCGACAAGCCCAAACCAAAAAGUGGUACAUCCACAGCAUAUUCGACUCCUGCCGACCCCACAUCCUCACCACCCCCAGAAGAAGCUGAAGAAGGGGAGGAGCUCGAACAGGACCAACUAGAUUCUUUGUACAAGAAGGCUCAAUCCUUCGACUUCAACACCCCGACCAUGGAACCUGCCAACACGUUCCGUAUGGACUUGCGAAAGUACCAAAAGCAAGCAUUGUUUUGGAUGGUCAGCAAAGAGAAGGAUCAGUCGAUCGAAGACAGAGAAACAUCGAUGCAUCCAUUGUGGGAGGAGUACCUAUGGCCGACUCACGAUGCAAACAAUCAGCCCGUGCCCACUGUCGAAGACCAGAAUAUGUUCUAUGUCAAUCCCUAUUCUGGCGAAUUGUCACUGGAGUUUCCAAAGCAAGAGCAGAAUUGCCUGGGUGGUGUCCUUGCUGACGAGAUGGGUCUGGGCAAGACUAUCGAAAUGCUUAGUUUGAUCCACACACACAGAACAGAAGUCACCAGCGACGAGGCGCUGACCACGCCCAAAUCUCUGCCACGACUCCAGAAGGCUAGUGCGGCUGUUGAGCCUGCUCCAUAUACUACCCUUGUCAUAGCGCCAAUGUCUCUCCUAGCGCAGUGGUAUGGCGAGGCUGAGAAGGCAUCCAAGGAGGGCACAUUGAAAGCCAUGGUGUACUAUGGCUCUGAGAAGGCAGUUAAUCUGCAAAAGCUGUGUUGUGCCUCCAACGCAGCCAACGCACCAAAUGUCAUCAUCACGAGCUAUGGUACCGUCCUUUCAGAGUACAGUCAGGUCGUUGCGCAAGACGGGAACCGGGGUUCGCAUGGCGGCAUCUUCUCCCUAGAUUACUUCCGAAUCAUCCUUGACGAAGCACACUACAUCAAAAACCGGCAAUCAAAGACAGCCAAGGCUUGUUAUGAGCUCAGCGCAAGACAUCGCUGGGCACUUACCGGCACCCCAAUCGUCAAUCGACUUGAGGAUUUGUUCAGUCUGAUUCGUUUCCUCAAGGUCGAACCAUGGGCAAACUUUUCGUUCUGGAAGACAUUCAUCACAGUUCCAUUUGAGUCAGGCGAUUUUGUGCGUGCCCUAAACGUUGUGCAAACAGUACUUGAACCAUUGGUACUCCGUCGAACCAAGGAUAUGAAGACACCAGACGGCAAAGCUCUAGUGCCACUGCCGCCACGGACCAUUGAUGUUGAGAAGAUUGUACUGUCUCAGGAUGAGCGAGAUGUAUACGAUCAUAUAUACAUGCGCGCGAAAAGCGUAUUCAGUGCCAAUGCAGAGGCUGGCACUUUGAUGAAGUCAUACACGACCAUCUUCGCUCAGAUUCUUCGACUGCGACAGUCGUGCUGUCAUCCCAUUCUCACCCGUAAAGCCAACGUCGUUGCUGACGAAGAAGACGCCUCGCUAGCUUCUGACCUCGCAAAUGGCCUCGCAGACGAUAUGGAUCUCUCCAGUCUGAUUGAGCGCUUCGAGGCUGAAGGCGACCAAGACGUGAACAGGUUUGGUGCACAUGUUUUGAAACAGAUCCAAGACGAGAAGGAGGCCGAAUGUCCCAUUUGCUCAGAAGAACCCAUGAUUGAACAAGCCGUUACCGGCUGUUGGCACUCGGCCUGCAAAGAAUGUCUGCUCAACUACAUUGCCCACCAACGCGAUAAGAACGAAAUACCGCGCUGCUUUAACUGCCGCGAGCCCAUCAACGCGCGCGACGUCUUUGAAGUAGUCCGACAUGAUCAUGUCGCCGAAGAUGAGUCCGACCACGCUUUCCGCCCUACCGACGCACUGCAAUCAACUUCCACACAAGCACCUCGCAUCAGCCUCUGUCGCAUUGGCCUCACCGGCUCCGCCAAAACCCAAGCGCUACUGGGCCAUCUCAAGAAAAUGCGCAAAGAAGAAAAGAACGCCAAAACCGUCGUCUUUUCGCAAUUCACAUCCUUCCUCGACCUCAUUGAGCCUGCUUUGACACGCGACCACAUACCUUUUCUCCGCUUCGAUGGCUCCAUCAGCCAAAAAGCACGUGCACAGAUCUUGGCAGAAUUUAACAGCUCACCGAAGCCAUACGUCCUGCUGCUGAGUCUGCGGGCGGGCGGUGUAGGCCUGAAUCUGACUUGUGCGAACAAGGUGUUUAUGAUGGACCCAUGGUGGAGUUUUGCAGUCGAGGCCCAGGCUAUUGAUCGUGUGCAUCGCAUGGGGCAGGAGAGGGAGGUCAAAGUAGUGCGGUUUUGCGUCGAGGGCAGCAUUGAGGAGAAGAUGUUGAGGAUCCAAGAGAGAAAGAAGUUUAUUGCGAGUUCGCUGGGUAUGAUGUCGGAUGAAGAAAAGCGCAUCCAGCGUAUAGAGGAUAUCAAGGAAUUAUUGAGUUGA
This is a messenger RNA of Exserohilum turcica Et28A, 3411 nucleotides long. RefSeq lists its product as uncharacterized. The transcript has 3 exons. The coding region runs from base 1 to 3411 and encodes 1136 amino acids. The record is from RefSeq and is a predicted model, not a curated record. Gene Ontology annotation, molecular function: ATP-dependent chromatin remodeler activity; ATP binding; nucleic acid binding. NCBI's taxonomy places the organism in Eukaryota, Fungi, Ascomycota, Dothideomycetes, Pleosporales, Pleosporaceae.